AUGGGGAUUCAAAAAGGCGACCAGGCAGGGCCAAGUGCCUCGUCCAGCACUGCGGAUCCUCUUAUUCAGACGUUUGGACUGCUUCAUGUCUUAGAUGACUUAAUCCGUCUCCGUGCGGCGGAUCUCGUUCAGCAUCCGAUUCUCGCAUAUCCAAGUUCUGACAAGGAUGCUGCUUUAUAUAACUAUUAUACUGGCCGAGACUUGGAUGAAAUGAUCGACCAGUCUGCGGCAGUGCUGAUGAAUAAUGGGUUUCAACCAAAGAAUGGGGGCACUGUGGCUCUGCUUACUCUUUCUGAUCUCAACAUGGUUAUUGUCUUCUUUGCUUUGAGUCGACUGGGCUAUACGGUCAUGAUGUUAUCACCACGACUAUCGAGUGAAGCAUGUGUUUCACUGCUUGACGAAGUCAAUUGUGACACAAUAAUCUACGGCCAAAAUGGGAGCAUCCGGUCCACUUUGGGGGGAAUCCUACAGCGAAAGCCAGUCAGGUGUCACCCUAUACCAGGCAUAUCACAGGGUAACCCAGAGAACGCCCUCCUCAUCCUGCACCGAAGGCGCAAUUUAAGCGCCCAGAGCAACCAAAUUGCGCUUAUCCUUCAUUCAUCUGGUUCAACCGGGACGCCGAAGCCGCUCUACCUUACACAUCGGGCACUAAUGACGCAUCCCCUGCGCGGCCCCGGAUUGACCUCCUUCAAUCCGCUGCCGUGGUAUCAUCUCCAUGGGCUUUCGACCGCAUUGCAGGCAAUGUGGAUGCAAAAGACCGCUUUCAUGUGGAAUGCAGCUCUCCCAUUCACGGCGCCAUGUGUGGUUUCCGUUCUGGAGGCCGCCCGGCCUCAAUCGGUGGCGGCUGUACCUUACAUGCUUCAGUUGUUGGUGGAUAGCCCCAGAGGCAUUGCUGCCCUUCGGCAAUGCAAGCUGGUGACAUACGGAGGCGCUCCCUGUCCGGACGAGCUCGGUGACCGUCUCGUCAGCGAAGGGGUUCCGUUUGGGGGGUCUUUUGGCUUAACGGAGGCAGGGCUGGUAGCCGAAUCAGUCUCCCGGCCAACAGGUGACCCUUACUGGAACUACCUGCGAUUCUUCGAUAGUAUUCGACCACAUAUCUGGAUGAAACCACUUGGAGAUGUAAUGUAUGAAUGUGUCUACUUGGCUGGGCAUGCCGCUCUGACAACGUCUAACUCGACUGAGCCACCCGGUUCGUUUCAUUCUCAGGACGUCUUCACGCCACAUCCUACCCUUCCUGAUCGAUGGAAAUACGUCUCCCGACUGGAUGACCGGAUCACCCUUGUGAAUGGGGAGAAAGUCGUUCCACUUCCAAUCGAGGGGAUCGUCAAGCAGGAUCCUUUGAUUCACGACGCGGUGGUUGUUGGGUCAGGUAAGCCAGCCCCUGGAAUAUUGAUAUUUCAAACACAAGCAGUUGAGGCUGCAGCAAUCUCGGAAGAAGAGUAUCUUCGUGAAAUCUGGCCGACGAUUCAGAUCGCCAACUCUCGAGCUGAACGGUUCGCACAAAUUACGCGCGACAUGGUUGCGAUCCUGCCCUAUACAGCCACGUUCCCACGGACAGACAAGGGAUCUAUAAUUCGAUCUCAAGUCUAUCUACACUAUGCCAAGUUGAUCGACAAUCUUUACUCCAGAUCAGAAAAAUUGGCGGGCCAUCUUCAGCUUGAUUUCGCCGAUACACAGUCCUUCCUAAUGCAACUCUGCCGCGACCAGCUGGGGCUAUCGCUUCCCAGUGUGACUACUAGUUUCCUCGCUGCAGGCAUUGACAGUCUCAAGGCCCUCCAUCUUCGACGCUUGAUCGUGCAGAGGCUGAGGUUUGAUCAAGACGGCUUGGGCCGAAAUGUGGUGUAUGAGACCGGCAGCAUUGCCAGGCUCGCCGAGCAUAUCUGUGCCCUCCAGGGCGGACAGAAUGCAGCAGCUGUGCAAAGUGAAGCCACAGUCAUGGCGGGCUUGAUUGAGAAGUACUCUUCGUUUCAGAAGCAUACACCAGGACCAGCGAUCUUUCCGAACACCAAGGGCGUGAUUCUGACAGGGGCCACGGGGUCCAUUGGCGCUCACACUCUCUAUGAAUUGCUUCACGACAAGUCUAUCUCAACCGUCUUCUGUCUGACCCGCCGACCGUCACCAUUGGAGGCUGUUCUGCACGGCUUGGGUGAUCGAGAAUUGUAUAUCACCCCCACACAGAAGGCCAAGAUUGUCGCUUUGAAUAGCACCCUCGACGAGCCCAACUUCGGCCUCGACCCCGAAGUUAUUCAAUCCAUGCAAAAGAGCGUGACUCAAAUCAUCCACGCCGCCUGGUCUGUCAACUUUAACCUUCCCCUCACUCAAUUCUCUCCGCACAUCCAGGGUCUCCACCACUUGCUCCAAUUUUCUCUCUCCGUCCACCGACCCGAGCCAGCAGUGAUGCUUUUCUGCUCCUCUAUCUCCACCGCGCUAGCCUCGCCGCUGCCCUCGAUCCCCGAAGAGCCCAUGUCCAUAUGCAAUGCAUACAUGGGAUAUGGGCAAUCCAAACUCAUUGGCGAACAUAUCAUCAGCGUUGCACGCCGCGCCGGUGCGCGGUGUUAUUCUCUGCGCAUCGGACAGGUCUCAGGUCACUCCAAAAAGGGCCUGUGGAACGACAGCGAUGCCCUGCCGCUGAUGGUCCGGUCGGCGAUAGUGCUGAAAGCGCUGCCUGAAUUGGACCACAUGUGUUCCUGGCUACCUGUGGACAAGCUCGCAGCGGCAAUAGUCGAGAUCGGUAGAGCGUGCUCAGCAUCUAGUAGAGUUCAUGACGCCAGCCAGCGGGCAGGGGAAAUGACCUUCAGUCACACGGAUAGUGAGACGAGCGGCGAAACGGCGUUGGUGGAUGACUCGAUCUACAACGUGUGCAACUCGCGAGAGUUUUCGUGGUCGGCACUGCUGGAGUCGUUGAGCCGGAGCGGGUUUCAGUUCGAGAUAGUCCCCUUUGAGAAGUGGAUGGCGAUGCUGGGGGAGAGUGAGGCACGAGGUGAAGAAGAUGUCAAUCCGGCCGUGAAGUUGAUCGAGCAUUAUGAGAAGAUGUAUGGUGGGAAAUCGUUACUCAGUUCGAAGACGUUUCGGACGAAUCGGGCGGAGAGAGAUAGUGAGACACUUCGCAAUGGUCGAUUGAGGAUUAUCGAGGAUGGGAUUCUGGGUUCCUAUGUGCGGGACUGGUUGACUCGAUGGUUUACUUCUUGA
Penicillium canariense is the source of this 3189-nucleotide messenger RNA. RefSeq lists its product as uncharacterized. Bases 1 to 3189 code for a protein of 1062 amino acids. NCBI's taxonomy places the organism in Eukaryota, Fungi, Ascomycota, Eurotiomycetes, Eurotiales, Aspergillaceae. The record is from RefSeq and is a predicted model, not a curated record. The transcript is spliced from 4 exons.